UCUCGGCUUCAUUGGGAAGACCCGCCCCAACGCCCAAGGGUAUGAAGUUGUCAGGUCAGAGGUGGAAACAUGGAUGAAGCACCAGCAGGCAACGGAGUCUUCAGGGGGGACCGAUCUUGGAUGUCCAGAGAGGGAAAUGAGCUGGUGUCGGAUGGAAAAGGCCCAGGGAUAGUCGCAAUGGGGGGAAGCCACUAUUCCAACAAUACCUCCAUCUAAGUUGCUGAAGAGAAAUUGGGAAAAGAGGGAAAGCCUUUUAAAGGCAGGGGAGGUAUAGGCUUGGGGACAGGUGAAUUCUGAUACCGGGCUGGGCAGGCGGGGACCGGUGCAGCCCCUGGAGCCUGCUUGGAUCCGCUAGAGAAAGAGGGAUGAGCUGCGACGCUCUCUCUCCUGCCCACGCGCGCGCGGCCACCGGCUCGGACGACUGCAGAGCAAUUAGGGUGGAAGGGUUCCUCCCGGGCACCAAUCCGCGACGCGAGUGGGGGGCGCGUCCUCCGCCACGCCCUCGCUCAGCCCUGCGCUAGCCGCAGGCUGGUCCCCACGCCCCCUGACAGUCCCUUGGCUUCCGUGCGCCUGGCCCGUCCCGGGGUCCUCCUCCCUCUCCACCCGCCUCGGUGCAUCGAUUCCGGUGCCCGGGCUCAACGCCUCGGGGCGGGUCCCUGCCACCCUCACCUGCCCCCGGGGGCGGAGCGCAGCGGCGACAGCGCGGCCCCAGCCUCCGCCACACGCCACGAGCUAGCGGCGGACCUGCCGCUCACCGCGGUCGGGGUGAAGCUCUCUCUCCGCGCCCUCGGUCCCGGUCACUUCGGACUCGUGUCCCUGCCGCGCUCGGCGUCUCCUCGGGGGAUCUGCAGCCCCGGCGCCAUGGAGCCGGCCCCGGGCAGCGAUCGCCGCAGCCCCCCUGGCCCCGGAGUCCCGAGGCCGCCACCGCGGGGCCACGCGCCCUCGACCGCCGCCCCCGCCCCCAGCCCGGCCCCGGCGAGCUCCUCGGUGCAGCCGGACGAGGAGCGGCAGCCGCGGAUCAGCGAGAGCGGCCAGUUUAGCGACGGGCUGGAGGAUCGAGGUUUACUAGAAAGCAGCACCCGGCUGAAACCUCACGAAGCCCAGAACUACAGGAAGAAGGCACUGUGGGUAUCAUGGUUCUCCAUUAUUGUCACCCUGGCCCUGGCGGUGGCUGCCUUCACUGUCUCCGUCAUGAGGUACAGCGCCUCUGCCUUUGGGUUUGCAUUUGACGCCAUCCUGGAUGUGCUGUCCUCGGCCAUUGUCCUCUGGCGUUACAGCAACGCGGCGGCCGUGCACUCUGCCCACAGGGAGUAUAUAGCCUGUGUCAUCUUGGGGGUGAUCUUUCUUCUGUCAUCUAUAUGCAUAGUGGUCAAAGCCAUCCAUGACCUUUCAACGAGGCUGCUCCCUGAAGUGGAUGAUUUCCUGUUCAGUGUCUCCAUUUUAAGUGGGAUCCUUUGCAGCGUCCUGGCCGUGUUGAAGUUCAUGCUGGGGAAGGUCCUGACGAGCAGAGCUCUCAUCACAGACGGGUUCAACUCCCUUGUAGGGGGAGUGAUGGGCUUCUCCAUCCUUCUGAGUGCGGAAGUGUUCAAACACAACUCGAAAGUCUGGUACCUGGACGGCAGCAUCGGCGUCCUCAUCGGCCUCACCAUCUUUGCCUACGGGGUCAAGCUCCUCAUCGACAUGGUGCCCAGAGUGAGACAGACGCGUCACUAUGAAAUGUUUGAGUGAAGGCGGCUGGCUGGAGGGCGGCAGGGGCUGCCCCGGCGGCGAAGAGCGUCACCAUGGUGACAAGAGGUUUCCGCGAAGGCAGAUGGUGCCAAUAUUUAACUGCACAUCCCGUUUCAUUUUGGGAAGUUUUCGUUCAUAGAGUCCGUCAUCAUGGGAUGAGGUCUGCCUGGAGGCUGGACCUACCCUACAUCCUCACCCGGUUGCCCGCUAUCAAACACGUUAGGACGAUGCUGCCCUGCCCGUGGGAGGGGCUGCCUCGCUUCCCAAUCUUGAGCCGGAAGUGACAUUUUCUAUUUCCUGGAGUCAAACAGUUCUUGAAAGCAGGCUAGGGUCUCUGCUUGACAGGAAGCCACUUGUGGCUCUCACUGUCAGCCAAAACCAGACAGUAACUGACCGAGUCACCGCCUCCUGACACACGUGGCCAAGCCACCUCCAGGUUCACACUCCUCUCUCCCAGCAGAUUCCAUCAGAAAAUUCCCCCCUAACGUCUAUCCACCCGUUUCCUACACUUUUACUAAUCCCGACACUAAACGGAUGUGUUCAGAAGGAGACCAUUCUAUUUUUUAAGGUGUUUAGUGACCUAUGAGCUUUGCAUGGACAGGCUACGUAAGCACACAGCCCUUUCUUCCACAUCAGAACCUGCACAUUCAUGAGAACCCAGGAACCAUUUUUGAGAGAUGUGAAACUCUAUACAUUUAUUUGUAAUAAAUAAUUAUAAUCAUUACCUGAA
Messenger RNA from Peromyscus maniculatus bairdii (prairie deer mouse), 2458 nucleotides. RefSeq names its product transmembrane protein 163 (gene Tmem163). Gene Ontology annotation, cellular component: synaptic vesicle membrane. The record is from RefSeq and is a predicted model, not a curated record. Lineage: Eukaryota; Metazoa; Chordata; Mammalia; Rodentia; Cricetidae. Gene Ontology annotation, molecular function: zinc ion binding.